Dermacentor albipictus is the source of this 1750-nucleotide messenger RNA. RefSeq lists its product as uncharacterized. The record is from RefSeq and is a predicted model, not a curated record. Gene Ontology annotation, molecular function: nucleic acid binding. Lineage: Eukaryota; Metazoa; Arthropoda; Arachnida; Ixodida; Ixodidae.
AGUCCUUGGACUCGGGCGGAAUCUUUGGCUUGCCGGACGUUCAGAGCUGGUCUUGCAACUUCGAACUUUUGAGAGCCGCCUCCCAGCGGCGACGCCGCCGAUGAAGAAGGUCCCGGCGGGUCCCGCAGCUGAGGCGGUGUUGGGAAGAUGCAAGCUCGAGGCUUCCCGUACACUGGUAACGGCCACGAUUAUGGACGCAUCGCCGAACGGAGACGGAUCGGGAGCUGCCAGCCUACCGAGACUAGAACGCACCCUUUCGCAACUAACGCACCUCAUCAAACGGAUCUCAAGCCAAAGAAGCGGGCUCAAGGAGCAAGACACUCUAAGAAUAGUACAAGCGCUCCUCACCAGCCGCAUCACAUACGGCACGCCGUACCUGGCUUUAAAGAAUGCUGAAAUAGAAAAACUGAACAUCAUGAUAAGGAAGGCAAUCAAAGCCGCCCUGGGACUCCCCGCCAUGGCCUCUACAUCACGUCUCCUUAAGAUGGGCGUCCACAACACGUGGCAAGAGCUCGCCGAAGCGCACAAGAACAGCCAGCUGGAACGACUCAAGCUCACGCCCACAGGGAGAUCAGUACUCCGAAACCUAAACUACAGCGAGACGUAUGUCGCAGACACGGACAAGAAAGAGCGAAUACCACCGGACGUUCGAGAGUGCAUUUCCAUCGCACGUGUCCCGCGUAACAUGCAUCCCAUAUAUCACAAGAGUAGAAGACAGGCUAGAGCCAACGCCAUCAAAAGAAGUUUCAAGCAUGACCCGAAUGCCCGCUACACCGAUGCGGCCAAGUAUCCGCAUCGAAACGCGUACGCUCUGAGCGUCGUCGACUCCCAAGGCUCCGAGCUUGCAUCGGCAACCAUCAAGGCACGCAACCCGGAAACGGCUGAAGAAGCGGCAAUCGCUCUCGCCACCACCACAUGCACAGACGCAGCAAUUAUAUUCACCGACUCUCAGGCCGCCUGCAGAAACUUCUUAAGGGGCCGCAUCUCGGCCGAUGCACUCAAGAUACUAAAAAGACGAAGCACUCCGCUCCCGUACACUUGCGUAACGUGGGUACCCGGACACGAGGGACUAGAGGGGAACGAAGCGGCCCACGCCGCUGCCCGCGAGCACGUCAGCCGGGCUCCCCACUCCCCAUGCGCUCUCGGACCCGUGACAGAAGAGGCGGAGGCCGUACCCACCAACUAUUCGGCCAUAUUGCAGCAUUACAGGCUCGAGUGUCGAGUGCACCCUCCACCGCACCCUAAACUCGACAGAGAAGAAAGCCUAAUCCUUAGACGCCUGCAAAGUAACACAUACACGCACGGAACGAUGAUGCAUCGCCUCUACCCGACACUCCACGGCUACCUCUGCCCACUGUGCAACGUACCCGACACUCUGGCACACUUGCUCCUGGAAUGCCCGUGGCAGGAAGGCAGCGAAAUGCAACCAGAAACUCAGGCAAACGACCUGUUCGAAACGUGGGAGGCCAAGCUAACCCUCGGGGACCUGGAAGACCAACGACAACUCGUCGCCAGGGCUAAGAGGGCAGUCGAAGCCAGAGGGUUCCUGGACUAAGGAGCCCUCCCACCUUAGGGUGAUACCCGGCCUCGCUCGGGACACUGUUUCGUCUAAUAAACGUUUCUCUCUUUCUAGGUCGAAACCAAAAACGUUCAUCCAUAACUUUAAACCAGCAACAGCUUCAUCAUCAGCGGCUUGAACUCUCAUUUACACAAAUAGUGAUGUUUUUUAAUAAAUGGCAUAAGGAUGCUA